AUACCCAGGUCUUCUUCAGGCGCGGUCGUCACCAUUAUAGUCGUCCGCGAAAUAUUUGAGUUACAAACUGAGAUUUUAAAAAUAAAGUAUACGUGCGACAUAAAUUACAAUUUUUUUUUUUUAAAGGAUUGAUUGAGAUAAAAUCCAUAAUAAAAUGUGGAAAAUACGUGAAAUCCAAGACAAAGUCACUAAUGUUGUGAUGAACUACACAGAAGUUGAAACAAAAGUUCGCGAAGCCACAAAUGAUGAUCAAUGGGGACCACAUGGAACAAUAAUGAAUGAAUUAGCAAAAUUUACAUAUACUUAUGAACAUUUUCCAGAAGUUAUGGGGAUGUUAUGGAAAAGAUUGUUGUUGGAGCAAAAAUAUUGGAGGAGAGUGUACAAGUCUCUUUUAUUAUUGCGUUAUUUAAUAACCAAUGGGUCAGAGCGUGUUGUUACAAGUGCUCGUGAUCAUUUGUUUGAUAUGCGUCAACUUGAGUCCUAUCAACAUAUUGACGAGUUAGGCAAAGAUCAAGGAUUAAAUAUCCGCCACAAGGUUAAAGAGAUAAUAGACCUAAUCCAAGAUGAUGCCCGUCUCCGAGAUGAACGUAAACGUUCUAAAGUGAAUAAAGAUAAGUAUGUUGGUAUGUCAUCGAAUGUGAUAGAAGACAGCUUUUAUAGUAAGUAUGGUGAUAAAUACAGUCGGGAUAUGAAUACUUCUCAAAGUCGAAUUGAGUAUGAUGAUGACUUCAAUAGAAAAACAACAUUUCAACAGAUUAAAGACACUAUUGAAUCUAUUCGACCUGGUAAAAGAGAUUAUAGUGAAUAUAACACUAAACCUAGCAGACAAAAUGUUUACCAAGAUGAGCCUGAAGUAGAGGAAGCUACAGAAGAUUACAAAUCUGGAGAUGAAGAUUCUUAUCAAUUUAAAAUACCACGUGAAAAUAGUAUAUCAAAUAAAGAAGAAGCUCAACCAUCUCAACGUAAAUCCACAACACCUAAAAAAAUUAUAGAUCUUGGCGCUUCUGCAAAUUUAGGUGCUUCUCAAACUAAAGUGAUGCAAGUCAUUUCUAAUGAUGAAGAUAAAGAAUUUUCUAACUUUAAUUCUGCACCAAUUUCUACUGUUGCAGCUGCUGCUGUUCCAGUUAAGCCAUCUGUGUUCGAUGACCUUGCUGACGUUUUAACCGCACCACUAUCGUAUCCAGCUCUCACUCCUAUGAAUGCAAUUUCAAACGAACCUCAAGGCGAUCUGUUUGGUGAUUUCUCUUUAUCAUCUCAGAACACUAAUAUUAACUCUAAUGAUUUUGCAAAUUUUAAUUCGUUUGAUUCAUUCAACCAACCAACCGUUAACUCUGGCGCUAGUUUUGGACAAUUUGAAACAAAUUAUAACAAUCAGACUAUUCCUAUGAUGCCUCAAACUCAUCAAACCUUUAGCACACAUUCGAUGCCGCAAAAUAAUUACUACUCGCCACAACAUCAGUUAAACAUAAUGACGCCAUCUGUAAUGCAACAAACAGCUUUUAUUGGUCAAACAAAUACUAUGCAACCUAACUAUCAAGCAUCUCCAUUUAGCAAUUCGCCUAACACGGUUUCUGCGACAUCGCCUCUUUCGCAUCAAUCUAAUGUUAAUUCCGAUAAAAAAAAUCUUUGGUCUAAUUCUGGUGGAGUUGAUAUAAGCUUAGAUUAUUUAAAACCUGGCGUAACUCGACCGAAAGCACCUCUUCCAAGCAUGAAUCAAAUGUCAAAUAACUAUUCGGUUGGUCAACAACAGCCAGGAAUCAAUUGGUUAGGAGGCCAAUCGAAUAUUCAACAACAAAACUUAAUGAUGAAUAAUAACAUGUCUAAUUUAGGUAUGCAUUCUUCUACCGUGCGAAUGCAGAAUAUGUCGCCUGUUCGUUCAAAUAUAGGUAUGUCAACAAAUAUGGGUAUGCCAACAAAUAUGGGUAUGUCGAUUCCAACACAUAUGGGGCAAAAUAAAAUGGUACAACCAAUCGGAAUGCAGAUAAACAUGCAGCCUACGAGUCAACAAAUUAACUUUGCGCAAUUCAAAGCUAGUUGAUUUUUGUCAUAAACAAAAUUUCCCAAAACGAACCACUAACAUAAUGAAUACUUAUAAACGAAUCUCCACAAGGUGCAAAAAAAGCAUUCGCGCGUCUUCAAAAUAUUACCGUUAACUGUUAAUUAAAUACAAUAUUUUGAAAUGCUAAUGCAUAUUUUUGCGUCUAUCAGAGAUUCGCGUUAGUGAAUUUUCUAUCGAGACACAUUUUAACCCUGAAUAUUUGCAUGCAAAAAAUAUCCAUUGCUUUUUGCGCUCUUACGAAGUUCCAGAUUUCUUAUGUUACAACGUAAAAUUUGGAGAUUUGAUUUGCUGAAAAUUUCUUUACUUUUAUAUAAUUUUUUAUAAAUUAAAUUUCCCUAGUACUGAAAUAAUUUUUUUGUUACUGUAACUAUUAUUUACAUGUUGCAUUUAUUUUUCAACGUUUUGUAUGUACAUAUGAGUAUUUUCUCAGUUGUAUAAAUUAGGGUUUCACAUUUAAAAUGGCUACACAUUUCGAUAAA
This is a messenger RNA of Hydra vulgaris (swiftwater hydra), 2538 nucleotides long. RefSeq names its product clathrin interactor 1. NCBI's taxonomy places the organism in Eukaryota, Metazoa, Cnidaria, Hydrozoa, Anthoathecata, Hydridae. Gene Ontology annotation, molecular function: phospholipid binding; clathrin binding. Gene Ontology annotation, biological process: endocytosis. The record is from RefSeq and is a predicted model, not a curated record. Gene Ontology annotation, cellular component: endosome; clathrin vesicle coat; plasma membrane.